AUGUCGGCCUUCUUAGAUAUUGAGGGCGCCUUUGAUAAUACACCCAUUCGGACACUGGUGGAAGGGCUUAGGGCCAAGGAGGUGGAUUCCACCACUGUCCGCUGGGUGCAAAGCAUGCUCUCAAGCAGAGUGGUUAGGCUAGACUUGCUUAACACUACACUCGAAGUGGCCACUGUGAGAGGCUGCCCGCAGGGAGGUGUCCUAUCUCCCUUGCUCUGGACUCUCGCGGUGGAUGGACUUCUGCACAAGAUGGCGGAACUCCGAAUCGACACUCAGGGGUACGCAGACGACCUUGUUGUGACGGUGAGGGGCAACUGCCAAAGUACUUUAUCAGACCUUAUGCAGAGGGCUCUCAACACCAUAAAUACAUGGUGCGGAGAGAAUGAAUUGUCUAUCAAUGCAGAUAAGACAAUUAUAGUACCAUUCACGAACAAGAGGAAACUGGACAAACUUAAACCUCUUGUCAUGAAUGGUACAACUAUUCCGUUCUCAACAGAGGUCAAAUAUCUGGGGGUAACACUGGACCAGAAACUGACCUGGAACAAACAUGUGGACGGAACCAUACAAAAGGCCAGAUCAGCCUUGGCAAUAUGCUGUCGUUUAGCAGGCAACAGAUGGGGUCUAAAACCCAAAAUUGCCUUAUGGCUGUACACAUCCAUAGUGAGGCCGAUAGUGUCUUACGCCUCUGUAGCAUGGUACAGGAAAACGACGCAGAAGGUAACAGUGAUGAAGCUUGGCAGCCUUCAAAGAACUGCCUGUGUCAUCGUCACUGGGGCCAUGUCAUCCUCCCCGACGGCAGCCCUAGAAGCCAUACUAAAUCUACCGCCCCUCCACUUACAUCUAGAAUUGGAGGCGAGAUCUAGUAUGCUUAGAAUAGCGGGCGCGAGGAGAGGUAAUUGGUUAUCGCAAACUCUGAGACUGUUUAAGGAAUCAGUGUACGAUAUUCCUGUUCUUGGGAUGCCAUCCGACACUAUGUCACCCAAAUUUUGUCCACUCAAACUUUACUCAGUGGAAAUCCCCAAACGGGAGGACUGGUCAAACAGUCAAAUCAAGUGGAAAGAAGGAAGCCUGAGGUGGUACACUGAUGGCUCCAAAUCCGGAUCUGAAGUAGGCUGCGGAGUAUACGGUGAAGCGCCUAGGAAAAGUAUCAGCUUAAACCUAGGACGUUUUUGCUCUAUAUUCCAGGCAGAGGUAUACGCCAUUCUGGAAUGUGCGUCAAUCAAUCUGCAAAGCAACUACGGCAACCAUACUAUCUAUAUCCAUUCGGAUAGCCAGGCGGCACUCUUAGCCCUAACCUCCGAUGUCACCACAUCGAGGCUGGUUGAGAACUGCAGGCAACUAUUGAACAACCUUGGAGCCAGGAACAAGGUUGUUCUACGUUGGGUCCCGGGGCAUGCGGGUGUCGUAGGAAACGAGAAGGCCGACGAACUCGCGCGAGCAGGGGCUAAGGGGAAGAACUACAGUCCUGAGCCCUUUUGUGGUAUCCCCAAAAGCCUAACGCGGCUCACCCUAAAGACCUACUGUCACUACAAAACCAUUCAACUCUGGAGAGAAACAACAGGUUUGAACCAUUCCAAAGCGCUUAUCAAGGCCUUCAGCAAAAAGGCGUCCUCGAACGCCUUAGCGCUGUCUAGGAACCAACUGCGCAACUUGUUCAACCACUCCGAAGAGGAUACCUCUAAAACGGGCGUUUUGAACGCAUCGACCGCUGCUUCAGGUGUCAAAAAACGCUAA
Molecule: messenger RNA, 1734 nt
Organism: Cydia fagiglandana
Lineage: Eukaryota; Metazoa; Arthropoda; Insecta; Lepidoptera; Tortricidae
Exons: 2
Coding region: 1-1734 (577 amino acids)
Molecular function (GO): RNA-DNA hybrid ribonuclease activity; nucleic acid binding
Source: RefSeq, a predicted model, not a curated record